Messenger RNA from Effrenium voratum, 861 nucleotides. The record is from the annotation of a GenBank genome assembly. NCBI's taxonomy places the organism in Eukaryota, Dinophyceae, Suessiales, Symbiodiniaceae.
AGCCCACAAGUUCACUUCACGCCAGCGCUGGCAUGGCCACGGAUAUGGAGGCCGCCAAAGGACAACAUGCUGCCAAGAAUGCAGCGCUGACUCUGAUUCGAGGCAAGUCGGCUCGCGUGGAGAACCCUACGGAAAGGCAGGCACAACAGGCUGCUGCCUGGGUCGAGGAGACGCGUCAUAACUGGAGACGGAACUUCGCCCGGCGACAUGAGCCCUUGAACCAACCGGAAGGGCUCAAUCCUUUGGAUGUCUCCCACACCAGGUGGCUUUGCCCCACCGCGCGUGUCGACCGAAAGGAGUUUCAUGGAAUCAGGAACGCGCGGAUGCAAGAGCACUGGGCUGUGGAAGCACGGCAGCGCUGGCAUGAGAAGAACCCCAAGCCCACGUGGCGUGAGCAAGCCGUGGAUUUGACCCUGGUUGCGUGAUGGCUUGACAUAUAGAUUGGCUGAUGCCCUCGCUGGUGCGACACGAUGCAGGGUGAAGGUCUUGAUAGGACAAACCGAUCCAUGAAAGCCUGGAGUCUGGACAUGGGCAGCUUGGUUCAUUGUGUAGGGUCAAAGAACCAUCGUGGCCUUCCAAGCACAAAUCUUGCCAUCAGCCUAUGCCUGCAAAUAGUGUGCCCUGAGCAAAACCGCGCCUCGCCUCAAAGAGGGGGCAUCCGGUUUUGCGGCACGGUUUUCCAGCGAAGGGCGAGAGGGGCCCUCUUACAAUGACAUGCUGGACCCAAAGUUUAGAUCUAGUCCCUGGUACGAAUGUCAUUUCUUACACCCUCUUUCCAACAAUCGUGGAAGUGGGCCGGUGGGUCUGGAAGACACCUCUGGAAAUGGCCCCUUCUCCACCUCCAUGAUUGCUGAAAAAAGG